GUCAUCUUUUCGUCGUGCCCCGCCCUCCAAAGGCAGCCUUCCUCAAUUGGCGGCGGAUCCGUGCCUCGCAUCACAUGGACUACAGAUACUAAACUCUCAAAAUCCCACCUGUCUCCAAAACAAUGGAUUUUAUCUGAGCAUAAUAACGUUAAUUGCGGCAGUGGCUUCUCUCACGCCUUGACGCUGUUGGAAUUGCUUUUUAAGGGGAGCGGACAGGGGAAACGAGUCUCCUUUUGCCGAAUGAUUUUAGCUGCAGUGCUGCAGUUUGUCACCCAAACCGAGCGAAGAAUGUCACGACAGCUACAGCAGCAGAUUUCGUUCAAAGCUUUGGACGGUGUGGUGGAGGUCAAAAGUAAAACUCCACAGACUUCACAUAGAAAAGUUUGAAGCAGAAUACCGUCGCUUUGCUUUCAAGAGGAACUGCCCAGGUGGCUUCCAAGAGUUCUAUACCCUCCUCCAAACUAUCCAUCGCAUUCCUGAAGUAGACAUGUUAUUGGGGUACGCAGAUGACCAUGGAGACCUCCUUCCAAUCAACAAUGAUGAUAACUUCAACAAAGCUAUCUCAUCAGCAAAUCCCUUGCUUCGCAUUAUUAUAACCAGGAAAGAGGAUGAACCUGUAGGUUUUGGAACCAACUCCCUCCAAAGGCAUAAAAAAGGCCUGGGAUUAACAGGACUUCGGAAUGCUGGCUCAUUGUCUUCACAUUCAAAGAGCAAAAUUGGUCUCAUGAUUGGCCGACCACAGAACUUCCGUCAAAUUUCAUCAAUUAUUGACGUGGAUAUUCUACCAGAGACACACCGCCGUGUACGGCUCCAUAAGCAUGGUACCCAUAAACCCUUGGGCUUCUACAUCCGAGAUGGGGCCAGCAUGCGAGUAACACCUUAUGGUGUAGAAAAGGUUCCAGGAGUAUACAUAUCCCGCCUUGUUCGUGGUGGUCUUGCAGAGAGCACUGGACUUUUGGGAGUUAAUGAUGAAAUUCUUGAGGUCAAUGGCAUCGAUGUCACAGGAAAAUCUUUAGACCAGGUGACAGACAUGAUGGUGGCCAACAGCCACAAUCUUAUAGUGACAGUGAAACCAGCUAAUCAGAGGAACAAUGUCAUGCAUCGAGGGAGUAAAAACACAGGAAAUUCUGGUUCUUUUGGAUCAAACGGAUCUACAGGCUCGGCACUAUCGCACGAUUCAACGGGUCCUGCCUCUCAAAGCACCCCCAUCACUGCAAGUAACAGCAUUGUCGAGGGUGACAGUGAUGAAGAAAAUGAUGAUGAUGAUGAUGAUGAUGAUGAUGAUGAUGAUGGCGACCUCAUCCUGGAAAGUGACUGUUUGAUGUUCUACCAAAAUCAUAACAAUAUGAACUUCACCAGUGAAAGAUUGGGCAACACCCCUGUGGUUAGAAACCUCCAACAGAGUGUCUCCAUGCCUGAAUACAUGGCAGCAAACCUGAGAGCCCAUCAAAAUGGGCACCAGAGUCAGACUGCUUGAAGCAUUCAACAAAGUAUGAGAGAGGGUGGCAAGAUAAUGACAUUGUAAAUGCAGCAGUGUGUCGUACCAAAUGUUAUGAUUUGGUGAUAUCUAUUCCAAAUUUUAAACUUACUGGACUCAUCAGCAAUAUUGAUUUCUUAUUUUACCAUGCUGGCCAGGCCAUAUCAUGAACUUGUAUGAUGUUAGACUCUUUGCAGCCACUAUUCACACAUGGCUGUGAAGAAUUGUCAUGCUACCACAAAGUUAAUGCGUAGCAUUAUAUAUAUGGAGACUGUCAUGAAACACUUUGCGGCUCCAACUACUAUUCUUUGUUUCUGAAGCACGUGCCAAAUAAAGAUGAUUCUGAUUCAGAUUCUAAUAUAUAGAGUGGACCUCUGUCAUUCACAGUGGGGUUUGGGAGAGAGCCUGACCACAAAUAGUAAAUUCCCACAGAUUGAUGCUUCCCUGAAAACAAUUAUGAUGGCUAUGACUAUAUCAGUGUUUCUCAAAGUUUGGGAAAAGUACCACUGGUAGUAUGCAGGCUCCCUUUAGUAAGAAACCCAAAUAAUGAAGUAUAUGAUCAUAUUGUGCCAUAAAGUCUAUCUUGAUUUUUUUUUUAGAAAUCGAAUAUGCUACAUUUGUUGCAUGCAGUUCAGCUGUAUGUACUACAUCUUUAAAUACUAUACAUUUUCAUUUACUUCAGACAUGUUCUAAGAGUAUAUUUGCAAACAAUAAUGUUCAGAAGUUCAAAAAGUAAAUAUCUUGUCUUGUAACAGAUAUACAAAUCAUUGAAUUUUUUUAUUUACACAUUACACAACAUCCCAACUUCAUUGGAACUGGGGUUUGUAAUAUUGCUCUUUUUACACUUAUGAUUUUGGAUUGGCCAGUGUGUGAACACAGAAUGUCGACUUACAAGUGUUGAUCAGACAACGAGUUUGUUUUGCUUUGUUUUUGCCGUGGUUAUGGCCAACAGUAAUCGUUUACUGUCUCAAUUAAAGAUAUGUUACAAUACAAUUAACACCAUACAUACUAGAGACAGGAUUUUGCAACCCCCCAAAAACAGACAGAUAUGCGGGGCUUCACUGAAUUACAAUUUCUUUAUUAUGAAAGAAUGAAAAGCGAGCUCUAAGAAAAAAUGUGAUGUCAGUAUACUCUGACUCACAGACAAUACACAAGCCUAGAUGUUGCCCCAGUCCUUGUAUUUCCAUACGUUGGUUGAUUCAGUCAAAACCUCAAUUCUUUAAAAUAAAAUAAAAACUGAUUGGACAAAUUUCAUCCACAGAAAAGAAGUACCUGUUCACCCACCAGCUGAAUUUAUUGAAUUUAAAUUCUCUCUUAUUCUUGUAUGGUCAUGUUUCCUGUUGCCAAAAUUAUCUUGACUCUUUCUUGAGGUAGCCAUAUUGUUUGUAUUUAUAGAAAUAGGAUUCAUAAGUCUCUUUUUUUUCACUUGUUGGUGCUGGCAGGGAAAAUAAACGUA
Molecule: messenger RNA, 2933 nt
Organism: Syngnathoides biaculeatus (alligator pipefish)
Lineage: Eukaryota; Metazoa; Chordata; Actinopteri; Syngnathiformes; Syngnathidae
Gene: pard6a
Product: par-6 family cell polarity regulator alpha
Exons: 7
Coding region: 488-1477 (329 amino acids)
Biological process (GO): regulation of cellular localization; centrosome cycle; establishment or maintenance of cell polarity
Cellular component (GO): nucleus; cell cortex; apical plasma membrane
Molecular function (GO): protein kinase C binding
Source: RefSeq, a predicted model, not a curated record